UGUUUUUAUUUAGUUAAGUGUGGCCUAUCUAUUUAGUAAAUAACGUUAUAGUAUUUGAAAUAGUACAUAUAUUUUGUAGAUACAUACAUACGCAAAAAGAAAAGCUAAUCAAACACCAUACUUUGUUACAUGAAGCAGAAUAUCCCUUUUUAACCACUAUCCGUUUUUGUUUUUAUUUUUUAACGGAACAAAGUAUAUAAUUAUUUGCUUCAUAUAUCGCAAGACAUUUGUAAAGGAAUAUAUAUGUAUACAAGAAGCCCAUGCGAGCGGCAUGCGGCGCCAUAAUUUCUUGCCCGGGUAAAGAUUUGGGCAAGAUCGGGCGCUGUCAUAGAUUCGACAUUUUUUCAUUACUUUAGCACGACAUGGAUCCACAAGUUAUAUCAGCAAGGUAAGCAGAGAAUUUCCGCUACGUAUGUAUGUACAUAAUCUGCAAGAAGAUCAUUAAGAGUAACUUGUAUACUCAGAUUACAUUUUAGCUAGAAUAUCAAUUACCUGUUUAUUAUUAGUAUACGCAAAUGAUAUAAUUUACGGCUAUAAUUACAUUUAUAGUUUAUUCAAUUUUUUAAAUAACUUCUUCUAUGGCAUCAGAGGACAUUGUUUAAAACUUGAUUAUAUUAAUCAAUACUUACCAUUAUCUGUAAUUAAUGAUAAUUUUUAAUAUUCAAAUAAAUAGUGACCACUGUGUGCCAGUCGGUGCUUGUAGACUUGUGUUGGGUACGAAACUUGUACUGCUAGCAACAUAAAUUUUGGGUCAGGUUAGGUCAUCCCCAGGCAUAUUUAAUAUAAGGUAUUUCGAAUAUUCGAUAAUUUGUCAAAAGUUGCUUGUAUUUAAAGGAAAUAAAUUUGCCAGGGGGGUUAAAAUUCUUUUAUUGCCAACCAUGAAUGCUCCUCUCGUUAAGAUUAAUAAAUUGGACAUGCUAAACUAUUUUGAAUAUUCCAUCUCUAUACCAUGUCCAAUUAAACCCCUACUACAUAAGUUAUUACAUACAACGUAAAAAUUCUUAAAUAAGGGAUAGAUUCUUGAGGCAGAAUUUAUUUUCUGGGGACAAGUAAUUAUUUAUCGGUUAAAUAAAUUAGAAAACUUUCAGAUUACCUUUAAUGUGAUAACCAGUUAAAACUAAAUCCUUAUAAGAUUUCUCUGUUAGGGGUUUGAUUAAUUUAUAAAUUUUAUCAGGUGAAUAAAAUACUUCAAAGUUGUGUGACCUAAUUUUAACGUUAGAAAGGAUUCGGUCCCUUCCAAAGGAAACAUUAUCCCAAAUAUUUUCAGCCUUUUUGGAAACCUACCUUGAAUGUUGGUUAAAUUAAGAAAACCAUUUAUCCUUUCAUGGAAUGGAUGGAAAUCAAGAAAUAGAAAACUAAGCGAGAAUUAUCUACCAUCAAGAAAAGCUCGAUCCAUCGAUAUUAUUAAAAGUCCUCAUUUGCAAUACAAACAACUUUUUUUUAUAUUCGUUACAAAAACAAUUCCCACAACCUUCCACAUGAGGGCCUAUUAUUCAUGAACUCUCCCAAACAGGAGGCUGAACAAUGAGGUAGGCAUUCUCAGGCAAAGAGUUAACCUGCUCGUAACAAAAAUUUUGGGUCAGUAUACUCCCUGCAAGCUUCACGUUAACAUAUCAGCUCCUUCCUCCUAAUCAGCGGAAAAUAGCAAUGGUGGGAUACAGGAUGUUUAUAGUGCGAGCUACAGAAGCACUAAUUUUAAUACCGACCGCAUUUUCCCUCAUUCUUGGCGGUUACCUCCAAGAAAAUAGGAAGGAGCUAAGAUUUUGGCAGUUUAAUGAGACCAUGCGCGUCACAAGUAUCGUGGCGGGCGAUAGUAAAGUCAAAUAUUUCCCGGGAGACGAUUGGCGCAUAGUUUGGCAAGAGGAGAUUGAUCAGAACAGAUUUUCCUGCGCAAGCGUGGCAAUCGCCUUCAUGAAUCACAUGGAGGCCCCACACAGCACGGCGGUGUUGCUCGACGCGACCACCGUCGUCGUCCCUGGCGUGGGAUUCCACGGGACAAGCGACAUUUGGUUCCUUGGGCCGACCUAUCUUUUCCUGCCAAGGGCACCCCUGCACCCCACGGUCAUCACGGUGAAGCAGAACUACACGUUUCUUGAGAUAAACGCCACCAUUCAAUUACCAGCCCGACCCACACUGAAAGGAGACAAAUAUCCCGCUUCUCAUCCCCCGCCAGGCACAAUUUGCCAAAUUUUGGAUUUUUGUACGCACCAGAGUUUGAUCUGCACCGAAUUGGAGCAACCGUUACAAGUUGCCAAAAUAUUUCGAAAGGAGCCUUCAUCAAUUCCUCAAAUUUCUGUACCAAGUUGGAAGUGCUGGAUCCUGAGGGUGGUGAUGAGAAGGGUAAAAACCGACCACUUCUGGAUUGGAGGGAGAAACCAUCGCCAAAAAAAUUGGAGGACGGCAUGCUUCACAAAGUGAAUAACAGCUACGCAAUAUUUUGUCAGAACUGGGAAAGCACCUUGCUGCUCGAGGAGACAUAUAUGUUCGCAGGGUUUAGUAUUUUGCAAAUGGUGCAGGGUUCCGAUAGAUAUUUCGUGCUUGACCGCGGUCUACUAAACUAUUUGUAACAUUUGCCUUAUCUACGUGCAGUUAAUGAACUUUAGGAUAAUUAAUUUCUUUCAUAAAUGUUUUAAUCAUAAUAAAUUUUUCAAGUUUUAAUAAUUAAAAGAUUUCCCUUGUA
Folsomia candida is the source of this 2680-nucleotide messenger RNA. RefSeq lists its product as uncharacterized. The coding region runs from base 1648 to 2418 and encodes 256 amino acids. Lineage: Eukaryota; Metazoa; Arthropoda; Collembola; Entomobryomorpha; Isotomidae. The transcript has 4 exons. The record is from RefSeq and is a predicted model, not a curated record.